This is a messenger RNA of Phragmites australis (common reed), 810 nucleotides long. RefSeq lists its product as uncharacterized. Lineage: Eukaryota; Viridiplantae; Streptophyta; Magnoliopsida; Poales; Poaceae. Bases 125 to 637 code for a protein of 170 amino acids. The record is from RefSeq and is a predicted model, not a curated record. Gene Ontology annotation, molecular function: RNA binding. The transcript is spliced from 3 exons.
UCCAGUUCCAGUACAGCACCAGCGGAGAAGGCAAAACCCAAACAACCCCGCGUCUUCCUGUCUCGGUCCCCUGCGCACAGCGCAUCAGCCUCCCCUUGACGCCGCCGCCGCCGCCGCGGGAGACAUGAACCAGCCGGUGCAGAAGAACACCCUAUACGUCGGUGGGCUGGCGGAGGAGGUGGACGAGAAGAUCCUGCACGCGGCGUUCGUGCCCUUCGGGGAGGUCAAGGACGUCAAGACGCCGCUCGACCAGGCUACGCAGAAGCACCGCUCCUUCGGCUUCGUCACCUUCCUCGAGCGUGAGGACGCCGCCGCCGCCAUGGACAACAUGGACGGCGCCGAGCUCUUCGGACGCGUCCUCACUGUCAACUACGCCUUCCCCGAGCGCAUCAAGGGAGGGGAGCAGGGAUGGUCCGCGCAGCCAAUUUGGGCUGAUGCGGACACUUGGUUCGAGAGGCAGCAGCAAGAAGAGGAGAUGCAGCGCCUGCAGGCAGAGCACCGUGCAGCAAUGCAAGCAGCAGAGAAGCUGCACAGGGAUAAACUGGCCACGGAAAGAGAAGGCGAGAAAGAAGAGACAAAUGCCAUGGCAGAUCCCAUGGUUGCAGCAGAAGCUCAGGCCUUGAAUCAAAGUUCUUAGAACCGGGAUAUCAAAUUUAGAACAUGUACGACUUUCGUGUCAUUGUCAAAGUACAUACUUUUUCUCACCAAUGGAUACAACUAACAUGCUAAACUUGCAAGUGAUGUUUGUUUAACUGAAAGGAAUCCUAUCUGUCCAUUGAAGUGGGAUGCUUCUGUUCCUACUUCCUACUA